Messenger RNA from Sinocyclocheilus anshuiensis, 1405 nucleotides. RefSeq names its product alpha-2,8-sialyltransferase 8E-like. The record is from RefSeq and is a predicted model, not a curated record. Gene Ontology annotation, biological process: oligosaccharide metabolic process; N-glycan processing. Gene Ontology annotation, molecular function: alpha-N-acetylneuraminate alpha-2,8-sialyltransferase activity. Lineage: Eukaryota; Metazoa; Chordata; Actinopteri; Cypriniformes; Cyprinidae. Bases 290 to 1405 code for a protein of 371 amino acids. The transcript has 10 exons.
GCGCGCUCUCCGCAUUUGAGACGCGCUUUCUGCAGGAGCGUCGCGUAUCGCAGGUUAUGCGAGAUUUACUACACGUCCACAAAUAGACGAUUGACCUCAUUGGGCAGUUGUACUCUCGCUUUAACUGACAUACUCACGGGCAGGUUGCUCAAACGCGAUACUGAAGCGAAAGGCAGCUGCUAUGGAGACCGAGAGCGCAUCGGUGCCCGUAAGGACGGUAAACACGCGCGGGUGUGACUCAGUGUGUCUUCUGUAGGGCAAACGCGACCGUGGGUUUCUCUUCUGAAGGAUGGGCUACUCAGAUCCGACAGCUAGUAGAGAUCUGUUAGGAAACAGAUCCUUGUGUUUUAUUUUCAUAUGUGCUUUUGGACUGGUCACCUUAUUGCAGCAAAUCCUCUAUGGCAAGAACUACAUUAAAAGUGGGCAACAGUUUUCCCGCCUCAAAGGAGAGGAGGUGGGCAACUGGAGCGGGCUCAUUAGUUACCCCGAUGAAGGAGGGAUGAAGCCGGCCAGAAAUGGGAGGAAAAGAUGUGUCCGUCAGAAUUUUCAGCAUUCUGAGGCUCAGAGCUCCGUAGUUAUCACGCCCUGCCUAGCUGAUAUUCAGAAGAAAAAAAAAGAAAAGAAAAGGUAUCUGGAACGCCCCGAUGGCUCUUUGGAGUUCAACUCCACUUCCUGCAAGGAACUACGGCAAGAAAUCACAGAUGUGAAAGUACUGACCAUGGUGAAGACAUCAGAGCUGUUUGAGCGAUGGAGGAACCUGCAGGUGUGUAAGUGGGCGCAAAACAAGGAGCAGGCGGAGAACUUCAGAACGUCUCUGUCUCGUUGCUGCAAUGCCCCCUCCUUCCUGUUUACCACAAAGAGAAACACUCCCUCGGGCAGCAAACUGCGUUAUGAGGUGGAUACGAGUGGAAUCUUGCACAUCAGCCCGGAGAUCUUUAAAAUGUUCCCUGAUGACAUGCCCUAUUCCAAAUCCCAGUUUAAGAAAUGUGCCGUCAUCGGGAACGGCGGCAUCAUCAAAACAAGCAAAUGUGGACGAGAGAUUGAUGCAGCUGACUUUGUCUUCCGAUGUAAUAUUCCUCCCAUCUCAGAUAUGUACAGUGAAGAUGUGGGAUCUAAGACUGACCUUGUUACAGUAAAUCCCAGCAUUAUUACUGAGAGGUUUCAAAAGUUGGAGAAAUGGAGAAAGCCAUUUUACGACAUUCUGCGGAAUUACGAGAACUCCUCUGUGGUUUUGCCGGCGUUCUAUAACACACGGAACACAGACGUGUCGUUCCGCGUGAAGUACAUGCUGGAUGACUUCGAGUCGGCCCGCGGCGUGUUCUUCUUCCACCCGCAGUACCUGCUGAAUUACUUUGAAAUGUGUGUUCUGUCUCCACCCACUCCCAAAGAACUACAAAUGAUGUAG